AUGACCAGCCGUCCUCAGAAGUCACGGAAGCUCUCUGCCUCAUCGACCCCUACAAGCUCUUAUGACAAGGGAAAGGACCCAAAUCGUAGCAUUUCUGGUGACGGUCCUAUCAUCAGACAGCCUGAAGAAAGCCAUGUUGUGGGCCAUGCUUCUUCAUCUGAGAGCUCUGAUGACAGUGAUUCAGACGAUAGCGACUUGCAGGAAAUCACUUAUGAGGAUAUGCUUAAAGAGCAAAAAGAUAGUGACGAUAAUGUUGAAGACAAGAACAAUGGGACCAAAACCGUUGACGGUAACCUCUUGCCCUUCGGAAUGUCUGACAUUCAAGAAGCCCGGACUUUUUUGAAAAUCGAGGGCAGCAUGAUGUUUUUGGAUAAAUAUUUACCAGCAAGGGCCACGGGCGAAGACAUUGUCAAACUCACCAUGUUAUUGGGAUAUUAUCCUCAGGACAUUAAAGACUACAACAACGAAAAUAACUUGGUGAAGGUGAUCAAGAACUUGCAAAAAGCUAUGAAUAAAGUUUUGAGCAUGAGGGCAAGAUUGACAGGUUUCAAUACCAUUGAUGAGGCCGCAGAGAAAAUCAAAUCCAGUAAAAACAUUUUGGUGUUGACUGGGGCAGGGAUUUCCACCUCCUUGGGAAUUCCUGAUUUCAGAUCUUCCAAAGGUUUUUAUUCGAUGUUAUCUGACAUGAAUUUAUCUGAUCCUCAAGAAGUUUUCGAUUUGAAUACUUUCAGAGAAGAUCCGUCGAUUUUUUAUUCCAUCGCUCAUAUGGUGUUGCCUCCUGAAGACAAAUAUACUCCACUACAUGCAUUCAUCAAGCUAUUACAGGAUAAAAAUAAGCUACUCCGGAACUAUACCCAGAAUAUCGAUAACCUUGAAGGGGUUGCCGGCAUAUCUCCUGAUAAAAUUAUCCAGUGUCACGGGAGUUUUGCUACCGCAACAUGUCGAACUUGCAAAUUUAAAGUUCCAGGAAAUAAGAUAUUCCCGGAGAUCAGAAACAAAGAAUUACCGAUUUGUCCAAAUUGCAGUGUCAAAAGAAAACGGUUAGCAGAUAACGACAAAUUAGGAUAUGAUCUAUCGUAUGGUGUUAUGAAACCCGACAUCACAUUUUUCGGAGAGGACUUGCCCCAAAGAUUCCACGAAAGUAUAAAACGGGAUAUUAGGGACUGUGAUUUGUUGAUCUGCGUGGGAACAUCGUUGAAGGUUGCCCCGGUGAGCGAGAUCGUGAACAAAGUUCCCGAGAGCGUUCCCCAAAUUUUAAUUAACAAAGACCCAGUUACCCAUUGCGAAUUUGAUGUGUCGCUACUUGGUUAUUGUGACCAAGUAGCCAGCUAUCUCUGCAAAAAAAUGAAUUGGAAACUACCUCAUGAUGAUUUCAAUACUAUUGCAAAUAGUGGCUUGGAAUGUGCAGAUUAUGAUAAAGGAAGUGGGAUGUAUGUCAUCACCAAUAAAAAGCAAAGAGAUGAAGAAGCGGCAAAGGCACAGGAGGAAAAAUCUUCUCAAGACUCAGAAGAAAAUGACAAAUAA
Molecule: messenger RNA, 1524 nt
Organism: Saccharomycopsis crataegensis
Lineage: Eukaryota; Fungi; Ascomycota; Saccharomycetes; Ascoideales; Saccharomycopsidaceae
Gene: SIR2
Product: NAD-dependent histone deacetylase SIR2
Exons: 1
Coding region: 1-1524 (507 amino acids)
Cellular component (GO): nucleus
Molecular function (GO): NAD+ binding; histone H4K16 deacetylase activity, NAD-dependent
Source: RefSeq, a predicted model, not a curated record